GUUGAUGAAUCUCCCAAGAGUUCAAUAAAAGCCUGCGAUCUCAUCGCUACUUUUACUUUCCCCCUGGUUGAAAAAUGGCGGCACGUCUCAGCCUCACUCUACGCCAUCCGUUUCUCCCCGCCAGUUAUCCAAUUCCAGCCAGGGCUACUCAAUUCCGCAGAUUCGCAGUUCAGAACUGCGUCUCCGACUCAUAUGAUUCGCGCAAGCUCGUCUUGGAAGUGAAGGAGAAACUCGAAAGGGAAUAUAAUAGUCUUCCUCUUGGUCGGAAUGGAAGGGACGAUGAAGAGAUGAUACUCUGGUUUCUGAAGGAUCGAAAGUUUUCCGUUGAUGAUGCGGUUGCAAAAUUAACGAAAGCAAUUAAUUGGCGUCAGGAAUUUGGCGUAGAUGAACUGUCUGAAGAUUCAGUUAAAGGAAUGGCUGAAACUGGGAAAGCAUUUGUCCAUGAGUUUCUUGAUGUCAAUGGCAGGCCAGUACUCAUAGUUGUGGCUGCCAAGCAUUUACCUGCAGUCCAUGACCCUCUUGAGGAUGAGAAACUCUGUGUGUUCUAUGUAGAGAAGGCACUGAGCAAGCUUCCAACUGGAAAAGAAGACAUCCUUGGAAUAAUUGAUCUGCGAGGUUUUCGUACUGAGAAUGCAGAUCUUAGGUUCUUGACGUUUUUGUUUGAUGUCUUCUACUUCUACUAUCCGAAACGACUUGGUCAAGUCCUCUUUGUGGAAGCUCCAUCUGUGUUCAGACCACUAUGGCAACUUACUAAGCCAUUAUUAAAAUCCUAUGCAUCUCUGGCGAGAUUUUGUUCCAUAGAUACAAUCAGGAAGGAAUACUUUACUGAAGAUACACUGCCUGCCAUCUUUAAAGACUGAGGAAUUUUGGCACUCUCGACAAACAGGUCCAAAUUAGGUAGAAUUAAGACAAAAAAACUUAGAAUAUUAUAAAAUUCCAUCUGUUCUUAUUUUUGGGGAAAAAAGAAGAAGAUUAUUUCAAGAACAUUUGAUAUUCACUUUGCUAGUUGUUGGGGCUACUUUUCUCCAGAGAUGAAGGUCAGUGUUAGCAUAAGCCCAUGCAACACAUAAGUUUCUGUGUUCAAUAUCAUUUCUUCAUGAUUUUCAGAAACCUGACUAAAAAACAGAAUUGUGGAUUGGUACCUAAGUUGGAAUGGAGCUUCUUGAUUGAUAACAGGAAUUCUGCAUAUCCAGGUUCACUGCUUGCGGUUUCUGCAAUAAUAUUUCAUACAAAUGAAAAGGGGUAGAAUUCAACUUUUCUCCCCUCAACUUGUAUGUUCUGAUUGGAUACACGAUGAGGGAUUCCGAGAUUUUCGAGUACUGGUUCAAACUUGGCGUGUGGAGGUAAGUGAUUCCACCUCAAAGAAGUUUUAACACAUGAUUUUUAAAUUUUGUAUCAUGUUAAAUUGUCAGUACAUGUACUUAAACUUCUAUAAUGUUAUAAACAUGUUAUUUUGCAUAAGAAAGGAUUCUCAUUUGCUUUCUCCCUCCA
This is a messenger RNA of Cucurbita maxima (winter squash), 1491 nucleotides long. RefSeq names its product CRAL-TRIO domain-containing protein C3H8.02-like. Bases 75 to 860 code for a protein of 261 amino acids. NCBI's taxonomy places the organism in Eukaryota, Viridiplantae, Streptophyta, Magnoliopsida, Cucurbitales, Cucurbitaceae. The transcript is spliced from 6 exons. The record is from RefSeq and is a predicted model, not a curated record.